AUGCAUGGGGCAAAAGCGGCAACCGUCGCGAAUGCCACAUCUGGGUUCAGAGCUUGUGGUAUUUAUCCAUACAAUCCUCAGGCCAUUCCAGAACAUUUUUUCUCCAUUUCGGACGCCAGUAUCUCAGCCGCUAGCGCAAAUAAAGCUCUUCCUUCAACAUCAAAUCAUUCUAAUUUAACUCCAGGGCCAAAUAAAGCUCAACCUUCUACUUCCUUCUCUCCUGGACAUACAAACAUGGGUGUUUCUGAUAUGUCUACCGAUUCUCAAACCUCCAACGAAGCCUCAGAAGUUUCAUUAAAUUUAGAAGAAAAAGAAACUCCUUCAAAAUUUUUAAGAGAAGAUAACCCAAUUCCUCUAAUACCUAAUACAAUUCCGAAAAGGAAACAACAUGCUUUAGAACUGACGUCUCCUGAAAAUCGGGUUAAAAGACGAGUAUUCUCAGAGAAAAAAAAACAAGCUCAAGAUAAAAAAGACAAACGAAAAAAGCCGAGCGAAAAUGAGAAAAAAAUUAGGAGGAAAGCCUGCGUUAAACAAGUUAAAAGAAAACAAAAUGUAUCAAGUUCGUCUUCGUCGGAAACUGAACCACAUUUUAGCUCCUCUGAAGACUUAUCUGAUGACACUGAUGAUUACUGCCUUGAAUGUCGCGAAUACUACUACACCACCAAAUCUAAGGUUGACUGGAUUCAAUGUGAAGCAUGUAGUAAAUGGUUACAUGAAACCUGCACGAACCACACAAACAUGUGUAAUCUUUGUGCCACGAAAAAACGUUAAUUUUCUACUAGGGGCGUAUUUCACAAGUUUCGGGCAAAUACGCCCCAAAUGCUUUUUUUUUUAAGUUUGGUUGUUUGUAACUUUUCUUAACCUUAGUGAGAAAUUAUGUUUAUAUUAGAGAAAAACGAUGUUUAGUUGCUUUGUUUUUGUAUUAAUGAAUAAAAAAAUUGGUUUAUUAUGUUGGUGAUUUCCAUUUUCCAAAAUGUGGGGCGUAUUUCACCGGUCUACCCUAUAGAA
Acanthoscelides obtectus is the source of this 1008-nucleotide messenger RNA. The record is from the annotation of a GenBank genome assembly. NCBI's taxonomy places the organism in Eukaryota, Metazoa, Arthropoda, Insecta, Coleoptera, Chrysomelidae.